Messenger RNA from Lathyrus sativus (Indian pea), 1251 nucleotides. The record is from the annotation of a GenBank genome assembly. Lineage: Eukaryota; Viridiplantae; Streptophyta; Magnoliopsida; Fabales; Fabaceae.
AUGUUACAUUAUUACAUAUACUGCAUAGAGAGAGAGAGAAAAGGGUAUACUAGAGAGAGAAAGAAACAGACACUUUAUAGUAAUAAUAAAUCCCUUGACGUUUUCACCCCUUAUUCAAUGCUUUACCAAACUCCCUAUCCUCUUCUCUUUCAAUUUCAUCCUUUACCUUCAUCUUCUUCUUCUUCCACCAUUCCCCAACAAGUUCCUCUCUUUUCUCAUCUACCUCUUCACCAGUUUGAGAAAACAGAAAUGGAGUGCGUUGAAACAGCGUUGAAAACGAGUUUAAGGAAAGACAUGGUACCUCAAACAAUUGUCGACGAGGUUACAGGACUUAAUGGACCAAAUGGAACAACCUCGGACGAAUUUUUCGUUGACGACCUCCUUGAUUUCUCUCACGUGGAAGAAGAAGAACAAAACGAGGAUGAAGAACAACAAGACUAUGUUUGUGUCACUCUCAAACAGAGCAAUGAAAUUUCUAACCUUGACAACACUUUCUCUCUCCAACAAGAUUACGGUUCUUUACCCACCAGCGACCUCAAUGUUCCGAGUGACGAUGUUGCGGACUUGGAAUGGCUUUCUCAUUUUGUUGAAGAUUCUGAUUCCUUCUCGGAAUUCUCUGCUGCUAUGCCGGUUAUUACCUUAACAACGACGGAGAAAAAACCGAUGGUUCUUCCUGAGCCGAAGCCGGAGAAGAAAAACCCGGUUUUUACUUUCAAAACACCGGUUCAGACCAAAGCUAGAAGCAAAAGAACAAGAACCGGUGUUCGGGUUUGGCCAUUCGGGUCAACUUCUUUAACAGAUUCUUCUACGAGCUCAACUUCAUCUUCAACCUCUUCCUCUCCUACCAGCCCCUUGUUGAUUUACACCAACGUACCGCAAAGUUUUGACUCGGUUCCGGCGAGGAAACCGAAGAAAAUGACAUGUUUCAGUGGUUCGGGUCACGGCGCGGUGGCUCUGGCGCCGCGACGGUGCAGUCAUUGCGGUGUUCAGAAGACACCUCAGUGGAGAACUGGACCACUUGGAGCAAAAACGCUUUGUAAUGCUUGUGGGGUCCGUUAUAAAUCGGGUCGGUUAUUACCCGAGUAUCGACCCGCUUGUAGCCCUACAUUUUCAAGUGAAUUGCACUCCAACCACCACCGGAAGGUGCUUGAAAUGCGGCGGAAGAAGGAGGUUGUUGGUGGUGUUGAAGUUGAAAUUGAAACCGAAACCAAAACCGGUUUGUCCCCUUCUCCGGUUGUUCCCAGUUUUUGA